CUCGCGCGCAGUCGCUGCAUACUCAAAGUAGCAGUUUGCUAGCAAUUUUGAUAGCAUGAAAAGAAGUAUGAAAUAGUCUGGCCGGACUGCAAGACCAGCGCUGCACCGAGCGAGCCGGCAAAAUUGCACUUGCCAACAGCGGGCGGAUAGGCGCGAGCAGCCAUGGCCAACCGCACGGACCCGGAUGUUAAGACCGUGCACGGCACGAAUCCACAGAACCUGGUGGAGUACAUCGUGCGCCAAAAGAUCUAUCAGACGACUUACUGGAAGGAGAAAUGCUUCGCGCUGACCGCUGAGUCGUUGCUGGAGGUGGCGGUGCAGUUGAAGAGCGUGGGUGGCACGUUUGGAGGGCAGCGCAAGCCCUCCGACUUCCUGUGCCUCCUGCUGAAGAUGCUGCAAAUCCAGCCCGACAAGGAGAUCAUUAUUGAAUACAUCAAAAAUGAAGACUUCAAAUACGUUCGCUUAUUGGGCGCCUUCUACAUGCGGCUGGUGGGCAAGCCGCUGGAAGUGUACCAAUACCUAGAACCCCUCUACAACGACUACCGAAAGGUGCGGCUGCAGACGCUGGAGGGCGCUUACGCCUUGACGCACGUGGACGAGGUGGUUGACGACAUGCUGCGGAAGGACUUCCUGUUCGACAUCGCGCUGCCACGCGUGCCGUCCAGGUACACGCUUGAGAAGCUGGGGCAGUUAGACCCGCGCAUCAGUGUGUUGGAUGAGGAGUUUGAUGAGGCCAUUCUGGAGCUGGAGGCGGGCGAGGCCGCCAAGCAGGCCGCCGAGAUGCAGGCCAAGCUGGGCAACGCCGGCGGUGCGGCGCCGGCUGCAGGGCCGGGCGCGGGCCUGCCGCUGCCGCCGCCGCCUCCCCUGGACUCGGGUCGGGCGCCGGAGCGGGAGCGGGACGUGGACCGGGAGCGGAGGCGCAGUCCGGCUCGGGAGGCGGAGCGCGAGCGCGCGGAGCGGGAACGCGAGCGGGAACGGGAGCGGGAUCGCGACCGGGGCGGCCGUGAAGCCGACUUCCGGGACCGGGAUCGGGACCGCGAUUACCGGGACCGUGAUAGGGACCGGGAUUACCGGGACAGCCGCCGCAGCCGCAGCCGCUCCCGAGACCGCAGGGACCGUGGCCGCGACCGGGACUAUCGCCGGAGCAGGAGCAGGAGUCGCGGGCGUGACAGCCGCAGCCGCAGCCGUGACCGGCGCGACAGGGACCGGGACCGGGGGUACCGCCGCAGCAGCCGGAGCCCCAGCCGGAGCCGCAGCCGGGAUCGGGACUACCGACGGGGCGGCGGCCGCGACAGGCGAGACAGCCGCUCACGGUCGCGGUCGCGCGACCGGGACCGCGGCCGGGACCGCAGCCGCAGCCGCGAGCGGGACCGCGGCGGGCGCGGCGAUCGGGACCGGGACCGGGAUGGCGGCGCGGCACCAAAGAAGGAGAAGGAAAAGGCUAAGGACAAGCCGAAGGAGAAGGCGGCGGCGGGGGGAGGCAAGAAGGCAGUGGACACAGAAGACCCCGAGAUUGUGGAGGCCAACAAGCUGCGUGCUAAGCUGGGCCUGAAGCCGCUGAAGUGAUGAGGGGCGCUGUGCGGCUCGUGUUCGGAGCCUGGAUCGGGCCUGUGCGCGGCGGUUUGUUGCGUUGAAUGUUCUCAUGUGUUUGGCGAUGGGCCAGAUUGAGUCGCGGGCUGGUCCUGUGCAUCCAGGCGCCUAUAACUGCGGACACGGAGACGAGGGUAUGGCCGG
Molecule: messenger RNA, 1734 nt
Organism: Chlamydomonas reinhardtii
Lineage: Eukaryota; Viridiplantae; Chlorophyta; Chlorophyceae; Chlamydomonadales; Chlamydomonadaceae
Exons: 7
Coding region: 163-1566 (467 amino acids)
Cellular component (GO): precatalytic spliceosome
Source: RefSeq, a predicted model, not a curated record